AUGGAACCACGAGCGCGUGCUGGCAAAAAUGUCGGCAAGAUGAACUUUUCGCACAACGAGCUAGCUCAGCUACUCUACGCACACGGCGACGUUAAGAACCCCCUCCCCGAGACCGUCCGCGUCCUCGACGAGAUCCUCACCGACUUCAUGCAAGCCAUCGCGUUCGAGGCGGCGCGCGCCGCGCAGUACUCGGGCCGUCAGAAGAUCAAGUACGAGGACUUUGAGUUUGCGUUCCGCAAGAACCCGGCGUUCCUCGGCAAGGUGCAGGAAGUCUUUGAGAAGCAAAAGGAGAUUAAGAAGGCUCGCGAGAUCCUGCGCGACGCCGAGGACGACAUCAUGAAGGAGGCGGCUGAGGAGGAGAAGAAGCGCGAAAAAGUAGAGGGCGGCGCGCCCGCGGCGAGCGGCGGCGGCGGCGGCGGCGGCGGUGCGAGCAGGCCGGCCAACAACGAGGAGGAGCUUGGCGAGGCCGACGACGACGACGAUGCCGAGGCGGAUGCUUUGGGCAAGAAGAAGUGA
Molecule: messenger RNA, 516 nt
Organism: Cordyceps fumosorosea ARSEF 2679
Lineage: Eukaryota; Fungi; Ascomycota; Sordariomycetes; Hypocreales; Cordycipitaceae
Product: Transcription initiation factor IID, 18kDa subunit
Exons: 2
Coding region: 1-516 (171 amino acids)
Biological process (GO): transcription by RNA polymerase II; RNA polymerase II preinitiation complex assembly
Cellular component (GO): transcription factor TFIID complex
Molecular function (GO): protein heterodimerization activity
Source: RefSeq, a predicted model, not a curated record